AAGCCUACCUUCUUACCAUAAUAUACCAGGUAUUUCCAAGUCAAUAUAACUAAACCUACUAUCAGUUGAUCAUGAAACAUUAGAUUUGUUCAACUGUGUGGCUAUGUUAUUGUUGGACAUGUACCGAAAGCGCAACAAUAGGACUCGAACGAUUAUCACCUUAGCAACAGUAAGUAGUCAGACACAGCAUUCCAAAUCAUUCAUUAUUUUCCAAUUCUAAACCAUUUGCAAUAUGCAAAAAUUAUUCAGCGCGUUUCUAUGAGCAAUCCAAUGGCAUAUUUUAUGCUAGCUAAACGAAGAGGAUUCCACUUCAGGCAGCUGAUCUUGAUCAUCGAGUUGUACAGCCACUAUGACGUGUAUAACUACCUCAGACAAAUAGCACUGACCCUCUGCUCAGACAAAGUGUCGGAGGUCCGGUGGAUCUCUUACAAGCUGGUGGUGGAGAUCUUACAGAAGAUGUAUGCGUGCGGAGCCCACGAGCUGGGCCUGAACUUCAUCAACGAGCUCAUCGUCCGCUUCUGCCACUGUCCAAAAUGGGUGGGCCGCCAGGCCUUUGCCUUCAUUUGCCAGGCCAUCGUGGAGGAGGACUGUAUGCCCAUGGACCAGUUUGCCCAGCACCUCCUCCCAAGUCUCUCAGCCUGUCGUGGACCUGUGGGCCAACGUCCGCGUGCUGGUGGCCAAAGCACUGCGGCAGAGUGUCAUGGAGAAAGGUAA
Molecule: messenger RNA, 714 nt
Organism: Coregonus clupeaformis (lake whitefish)
Lineage: Eukaryota; Metazoa; Chordata; Actinopteri; Salmoniformes; Salmonidae
Product: serine/threonine-protein phosphatase 4 regulatory subunit 1-like
Exons: 4
Coding region: 259-714 (151 amino acids)
Biological process (GO): protein dephosphorylation
Molecular function (GO): protein phosphatase regulator activity
Source: RefSeq, a predicted model, not a curated record